UGGUGAGCAGGAACUCCCUCUCGCGGGGGAAACCCCUCUGUUAGUUACAUUGGCUGCAAUUGUUACAUUGUAGUCACGCGCUCCCGGGGCAACAUUCCAUUGGAACCCAGCGUUGGCGGUCGCUGCACGGGAAACCGUGGUCUUGUUGGAGCAGGAAUGAGUUCUGAAAUUGAGGAGCAGGUUUUGCUUGAGGCUGAGGAACAGUUACUUCAUCACGCUCGGAAUGGCAUCUUGGAUGAAGUCAAGCUGCUGCUGGAACGCAGGAAGGAUGAAAAACUAGCUUUCAAUAUUAACUGCAAAGGUCGGAGCAAGUCAAAUUUUGGUUGGACCCCUCUACAUCUUGCCUGCUAUUUUGGGCACAAAGAUGUCGUGGAGGAAUUAUUGAAGGCUAAUGCGGACGUAAACGUGGCCAAUGAUGUUGGUGACACCCCGCUCCAUCGAGCAGCUUUCACAGGACGGAAGGAGCUUGUUCUGCUGCUUCUGCAGUUUGAUGCUGACGCUGCUGUCAUCAACGGAGAUGGACAAACCCCGAGGGCUGUAACUCAGGACCAGGAAAUCCGAUGCAUGCUGGGAGCUGCUGAAAUAACACAACAGAGGAAAUCAGAAGAGUUGCUGUUGACUGCUACCCGAGAAGGAGAUGUGACAGGAAUAAGUGCUUUGCUGAACAAGUCGAAUCCACCCAACAUCAACUGCGUCGACAAGCUGGGGAAUACUCCGUUACACUGUGCAGCUUAUCGAGGACAGAAAGCGGCCGUAAUUAAACUUCUCAAAUGUGGCGCUGAUCCCAGUAUCGGGAACAACAACGACCAAGUGCCAUUGGAUCUGGCUCGAGGGACAGAAAUCAAACAAAUCCUCAGUGGAAAAUCAAGCAAGGGGAUGUACAAAAAGGUGCACAGAUUUGAAGGACCGCUUCUUAAGCGUAGCCGUUUUUUUGGCUGGAAUAUGGUUUGGGUAGUUUUGGAACAUGGAGUACUGUCAUGGUUUCACAAUCAGUCAGAUGCGAAAGCUGAUGUUUACCGACAAGGUUGCAAGAAUCUAACACAAGCUGUUUGUACAGUUAAAGGAGCAGAGGAAAGAGUCCUUUCAAUCAAGUGCUUUGAUGACAGUAUCUACAUCUUUAAAGUGCACCCAAAAGAUGUUCCUGCCCAAACAAGUAAAAAAUGGCUUCAAGCAAUAGAAGAACAUUCUGCCUAUAGCACUCACUACUGCUCCCCCGAUCAGUUCAGUGAUGAUGAUGAAGAUGAAAAUUUAGCUUCUGUUGAGUCUCUGCAGGAAUCAUUCCAGGUGCGUAAUCUGCGAUUAGAGCAGGAACAAGAGAAAAACAAAAUACUUUCAGAAGCUUUGCAAACUCUGGCCUGUGAACAUCAUGAACUUGAACAGUCUUUAGUCAAAGGGUCCCCACCCCAGAGUGUAUUGAGUGAUGAUGAAUUCUACGAUGCUGUUUCAGAUUCUGACUCUGUGGACUCUCUGAGUGGAUUUGAAACUGUAACGAGCCAGUCAGCAGAGGACGAGCCUUUGAGCUGUAGCAAUUGCAAGAGGUCAAGUAUGUCUGAGCAGGAAAAGCAUGGCAGUAAUCUGCCACAAGCCAAUGGCAUCGCAAAGUACAGAACAAGCUUGCCAGCUCCAAUGUUUUCCAGAAAUGAUUUUAGCAUUUGGAGUAUAUUACGUAAAUGCAUUGGAAUGGAGCUAUCUAAGAUUGCUAUGCCUGUUAUUUUUAAUGAGCCACUUAGCUUUCUGCAGAGACUUACAGAAUACAUGGAACACACAUAUCUUGUCCAUGAAGCUAUUGGCUCCCGUAAUUCAUUAGAGCGAAUGCAGUGUGUGGCAGCAUUUGCAGUUUCAGCUGUUGCAUCUCAGUGGGAAAGAACAGGAAAACCAUUUAACCCACUCCUUGGAGAGACAUAUGAAAUGAUUAGGCAGGAUCUGGGAUUCAAGCUUAUAUCUGAGCAAGUUAGUCACCAUCCUCCCAUCAGUGCCUUCCAUGCUGAAGGACUCACUCAAAACUUUGUUUUUCAUGGAUCCAUAUACCCAAAACUUAAAUUUUGGGGGAAAAGUGUGGAAGCAGAGCCAAAAGGAACUAUGACAUUGGAACUUUUAAUGCACAAUGAAGCUUACACUUGGACAAAUCCAACUUGCUGUGUCCAUAACAUUAUCGUUGGUCAGCUUUGGAUUGAACAAUAUGGAAAUGUUGAAAUAAUUAAUCACAAAACUGGGGAAAAAUGCAUUCUGAAUUUCAAGCCAUGUGGCCUUUUUGGUAAAGAGUUGCACAAAGUUGAAGGUUACAUCCAGGACAAAAGUAAGAAGAAGCUCUGUGCUGUCUAUGGAAAAUGGACAGAGUGUCUGUGGGCAAUUGACCCCAAUACAUUUGAUGCCUACAAAAAAAAUGACAAGAAAAACUCCGAGGAGAGGAAGUUGAGCAAACCACUAGUAGCUUCAGAGAAAUCAGAACCAGAUGAAAUGCCACUGCCAGACAAUUCUGAAAGUGUACAAGUUAUACCAGGGAGUCGCCUGCUUUGGAAGAUAACACCUCGACCACCAAACUCACAACAGAUGUACAAUUUCACCAGCUUUGCGAUGUCACUGAAUGAACUGGAUAAAGAAAUGGAGACUGUUAUCGCACCCACUGAUUGCCGAUUCAGACCUGACAUUAAAGCAAUGGAAAAUGGUGAUAUAGACUUAGCCAGUGAAGAAAAGAAGAGGUUGGAAGAAAAACAAAGAGCUGCUCGCAAGCAACGAGCCAAAACCGACAACGACUGGAAAAACAAGAACCAAUUGGCAGAGGGUCCCAGGUGGUUCCAUCAAGGACCCAACCCCUACACUGGUGCAUCAGACUGGCUGUACUCAGGAGGCUAUUGGGAUAGGAAUUAUCCCCACUGCAGUGAUAUUUAUUAAGUCAGAUGGGAGAAAUAGCCAGCCAGCACUUCUGACUGCUAUGUGCAAAUUUCAGGGCAUAGAUUAUUUUGUGAUGUUUUCAAAAAAAAACAGCAAAACCUCAACCAAUGUAAAUUUAUUUCUGUUUGGUCUCUUCUAAUAAGAAAGUUCUUUGAGAGCUUUCAUGUUAAAUACUGCCAAGAAUGUAUGAUAUAAGCCUCUUAAUUAGAAUAUCACUUUGAUAAACAUAUUUUUUCUCUCUUCCAUUUGUUGCACAUUUGUUGAAACCUUUUUUGGAAGUGCUCAACAAUGGAACUCUUUACCCACCUCUGGCCAUUUACUUGUAAGGCAGUAGUGGGCAUAAAACCAGGCCAUUGUAUUCCUUAAGAUGGUUGAUGGUACGGCACUAAGCUAAGCAAUUUGCACUGGAAAUAAGUGGGGAUAACACCAGCAGUUGAAUUCCUACAAAGCAUUUAUUGUACAGCACUAAGAUAAGCUAUUUCUACGUAAUCAUGCUAUCCUUAAUUUAUCUGUUUCUCAAAAAACUAAUCAUUUAUCACUGUUACAGUAUUUUAAACUAUAAGCAAGUUUUGUUUAGACCCAUUAUAGAACUCGAUAAGAAUUGUGCCUAUAACAUGACAAUUUCUAUCUAUGCUGUUUUAUAAACAGUCUUUGGCCCCAUUCAAAUCCAUAGGAAUUGCAUAAGGUAUCCAUUAGUUGAAAAUAUAUUUCUAUGCACUUUGUAUCCUUAGAGUAUAUGUUCACUUUCAAUUUCAGGUUACCACUGAGCAGAAAUAUCUCUGUCAGAAAUGUGUUUAGAAGGAGUGUUUUGACUCUUAUGCAACAUAUUUCAUCCUAUUAGUGUCAUUGGUGAUCUUAAUACCAGGUUUUUUGUUUUGUCUAUUUAAUGUGUGUCUGUGUUGCAUUUGACUUGUGUGUUUUCUUCACGUGAUUGGUUUUGUUCAGGAGUUUGAAAGCCACAGCUAGCUUUGUGAACCUUGUUUGGAAAAACUGUAUAGCUAAAAGUGUAAAGCAAAUUGUGUAAUUAUUUGUACAGUACAUCAGAGGUUUAGUUCAAGAAAUCUGGAAAUUUUUAAAAAAAUAGGUUGACUAUAUUAAAGUUGCAAUAUUUGAAGUUGUGAUCAGCUGUACUAACAGUUUACCAAUUGUGAAAAACACUUCCAUUGUAAAUACAGAAUUCUAGUCACUUAAGAUUUGUAAUUUAUCUGGCCUUUGCAAAAUUAUAUUAACUGAUUAAUUAUUAACUGUUUUCUACUCUGGGUAUGACACUUGCCGCUCUGUACCAACUGCUACUGGCAAUGGGAGUAGUUUUCUGUUCAUGUGUGUAAGCUUCAAAUGUGAAAAUACCGGAAUUCAUUAAUUAAAUUCUCGUGAAUCUUAAAUGCAUUUAAAUCAUAUUUUGCAAUUAUGAUGCAAUUUGAAAUUAUUUUGGAUUCAGUUAAACUCCUGAUUGGAUUGAAAGCACAUUUGGUAUUUCACUGUUUCCAGUCAGAAUGUCUUCAUCUCUUAAUUUCUCCAAAGCUUCAAUUUGAAAUCCUUCUCUUACAUCUUAUCUCUGCUGUUACCAAUUGUCAAUGGUGGUGUGUGUAUUGCACAGAACUUAAAAAUAAGUAUGUAUUUUGAGGUAUAUAUUGCAUAUCUUAGAAGUAAUGGAAGAGCAACACUAAGUUAGAUUUUUAAUACGGAUUUGUCAUUUAAUAAAGAAUACUGAAUGUAAUAUUGCUGCUAAAUAAAGGCUUUACAAAAUGUA
Molecule: messenger RNA, 4642 nt
Organism: Rhincodon typus (whale shark)
Lineage: Eukaryota; Metazoa; Chordata; Chondrichthyes; Orectolobiformes; Rhincodontidae
Product: oxysterol-binding protein-related protein 1-like
Exons: 27
Coding region: 157-2892 (911 amino acids)
Cellular component (GO): membrane; cytosol; intracellular membrane-bounded organelle
Molecular function (GO): protein binding; cholesterol binding
Source: RefSeq, a predicted model, not a curated record